This is a messenger RNA of Cladocopium goreaui, 684 nucleotides long. Lineage: Eukaryota; Dinophyceae; Suessiales; Symbiodiniaceae. The record is from the annotation of a GenBank genome assembly.
GCGGAUCUAGCGGAUCUAGCGGCCAGGACGGGGCCUGGGGGGAAGCUUCAUGGCACACUCAUGGGCACACUCAAAGGGCUGUGCCUAAUUCAGUGGCUUUUGGUAGUUCUUUCUGAGUGGAGUCGAGUUCAAGAGUUCGGCAUUCCCAAACCCUCAGCACGUUCUGUACACGUGGCUGUAUUUGAUCCUACGAUCAAUCAGUUUUGGAUACAUGGAGGAAGUUCUGAUGGAGUCUUGCCGGACUUGUGGUCCUUCGAUUUCGACACAGGGACUUGGGAUCGCAAGCAGCAACUGACCCAGUCACCUUCUCCGAGAAUGGACCAUGUGGCAGUUUGGGAUUCUGAUGAUUAUGCCCUGUGGCUUCAUGGUGGCUAUGAUGGUGUUAGCUAUUUCGAUGACCUAUGGAGAUACUCAUCAUACACAUGGACAAACAUCAUGGUCGGAGGCCCUUCGGCACGUAGUCAGCAUGUCGCUGUGUGGGAUGCAUCGAACCGGGCCAUUUGGGUCCACGGUGGACUCUGCGACUGCAGCUUGAAGCAAGACCUCUGGAAGUUCGACACGCGACAGGGCACCUGGAGUCAAAUGCCCGAGAGUGGCAACCAACCUUCUGCGAGAUCAAAUCAUGUGGCCGCCUGGGAUAGCACCAAUCUGGCCCUAUGGAUUCACGCUGGAUAUGAUCGAAGU